UUGGAUUUUUUGAUUUGGGAAUGAAUUUGUUUUUGUGUUGAUGAAAAUUUGGUUGUUUCUUUUGUUUUGUUAAUUCUAAUUAAUUGAUUGGUGAUCAGUAAAUUAUUGUCAAUUAAAAUGGCUGAAUAUUUGGCCUCAAUUUUUGGAACAGAAAAAGACAAAGUCAAUUGUAGCUUCUUUUUUAAAAUCGGUGCUUGUCGACAUGGGAAUCGCUGUUCUCGUAUCCAUAAUAAGCCAACAUUCAGUCAAACAAUUUUACUACAAAAUUUGUAUCAAAAUCCUAGAAAUGCUGCUCAUUCCUUGGAAGGUAAUUCUACUGGAAAGCCCACCAUGACUGAAGAGGAAGAUCAGAAACAUUUUGAUGACUUUUUUGAAGAUGUUUUUGUUGAAUUGGAAGAUAAAUAUGGUGAGAUUGAAGAAAUGAAUAUCUGUGACAAUCUAGGUGAUCAUUUAGUUGGAAAUGUAUAUGUUAAGUUUCGACGAGAAGAAGAUGCUGAUAAAGCUGUCAGAGAUUUAAAUAAUCGCUGGUUUGCUGGACGACCAAUUUAUGCCGAAUUGUCUCCAGUCACUGAUUUUCGAGAAGCAUGUUGUCGGCAAUAUGAAAUGGGUGAAUGUACUCGUAGUGGCUUUUGUAAUUUUAUGCAUUUGAAGCCAAUUUCUCGUGAUCUUAGACGCCAAUUAUUUGGUAGAAGACGAGGAACCGCAAGAAGUUACAGAUCACGAUCAAGAUCAGGUAGCCGUGAGCGAGGAAGAGGAGGUCGAGAUCGAGGAAGAUCUAGAAGCCGAGAUAGUGGUUCCAGAAAACGUGAACGUAAAUCAUCACACAGUCGUGAAAGAAUUAGAUCUCGAAGUCGCGAUCGUAAUAAGUCCAAAGAAAGAGAGAGAAGAUCAAGAAGCCGUAACCGAUCUAAAAGUCGAGAACGUCGUGAAAGAAGCCGUGAUAGAGAUCGAAAACAUCGUUAAUUUAUCCAACUAAUUGCACAGGUUCUCGAGCCAUAAUCACGCCAAUCACGAUUGAAAACAAAAACCACCAAACCACCAACACGCCAACAAAAAUUCAUUGUCACCAAAAUUCAAUUAGGCACCAAAGCGAAACCAUCAAUAAAUCAAUUCUCAUCCAAUCCUAGCAUCCAUCAUAUUUUAUUAAAUCUAAAUCUUUUUUUGUGAUCAACUUUUUGCUCUACUAAAAACAAAAAUCAUUACCAAUCAAUGGAAAAACAAAACAAAAUAAACUUGACAUCAUCAGAUGUAAUUAAUAAAUUGUA
This is a messenger RNA of Panonychus citri (citrus red mite), 1265 nucleotides long. RefSeq names its product splicing factor U2AF 35 kDa subunit-like (gene U2af38). The coding region runs from base 118 to 963 and encodes 281 amino acids. The transcript has 5 exons. Gene Ontology annotation, biological process: mRNA splicing, via spliceosome. The record is from RefSeq and is a predicted model, not a curated record. Lineage: Eukaryota; Metazoa; Arthropoda; Arachnida; Trombidiformes; Tetranychidae. Gene Ontology annotation, cellular component: U2AF complex; spliceosomal complex. Gene Ontology annotation, molecular function: pre-mRNA 3'-splice site binding; metal ion binding.